GAGCUAAUCUAGUUACAUAAGAAGCCAUUGAAUUUGCAGAACGUCUCUGUACUAAUCCGCUGAACUGUUCAUGCUCAACUGUCCCGGCGGCGGCAUAACAUACAGGACAGGCGCGCACACACACUUGUGGCUCUAAAGACUCAGAAGCGCCAUUUGCUUUGGGAGUGUAUGAAAUAAGAUAAACGCAUACACUGAUAUACAUUUAAACGGAUCACCGCAGAAGCUGCUAUGCCUCAUUUUGCAACUGGCGGCGUGUGCUGCUCGAGCCCGUGACGAUUCCUCUGACGCGCCAAUAGCCGCACCACCCCAGAGACUGAGGAGAGCUGUGAGCGACUGACUGGACGCCAGUCUCUCUUUCUCUUUCGUUUCCCAUUCCUUAACGACGUGUACAAGUCCCGUGGACGAAAUUAACGAGCGUCAGCAUUUAACGAGUAGCAUCAUCCAGGCUCUUCUGUAGAGAUGGAGGUACCAGGUUUGGCGCACAACAUCAACAGUCCAUUAAGUCCCUGCGAGGGGAUGAUCAAGGACCUAAGCUUGGACGCCAUACAGUUAUGCGAACGAGAUGGAAGUAAAUCCCAGGACGGCAGCAUCUCUGAGAUGGAGGAGCUCCCUGUUCCUCAGAACAUCAAGAUUAGCAACAUCACCUGCGACUCUUUCAAGAUCUGCUGGGACAUGGAGGCACGCAGCAAGGAGCGCAUCACGCACUAUUUCAUCGACCUGAACAAGAAGGAGAAUAAAAACUCAAACAAGUUCAAACACAAGGAUGUUCCUACCAAACUUGUGGCCAAAGCAGUACCCCUGCCCAUGACGGUCCGGGGUCACUGGUUCCUGAGUCCACGCACAGAGUACACAGUGGCUGUCCAGACUGCAUCAAAACAGGCUGAUGGGGACUAUGCCGUGUCUGAGUGGAGCGAAAUCAUUGAAUUCUGCACUGCUGAUUAUUCCACAGUGCAUCUAAACCAGCUGCUAGAAAAGGCAGAGGUCAUUGCUGGACGGAUGCUCCCUUUCUCGGUCUUCUACAGAAACCAGAAUAAAGAGUACUUUGAUCAUGCCAGGGAAGUGCAAGGGAACCGGAUGCUGCCCUCAGUCAAAGACAAUAGUGGCAGCCAUGGCUCACCGAUCAGCGGUAAGCUGGAGGGCAUCUUUUUCAGCUGCAACACAGAGUUCAACACCGGCAAGCCUCCGCAGGACUCCCCAUAUGGUCGCCAUCGCUUUGAAGUGCAGGCUGACACUCUCUUCAACCCUGACACCAACCUGUACUUUGGAGACUUCUACUGCAUGUAUACAGCCUACCACUAUGUUAUUCUGGUCCUGGCACCAAAAGGCUCCAGUGGUGAUGACUUUUGUAAGCAGAGGCUUCCUUUGCUCGACAUCACCAACAACCGUUUCCUUACCUGCAAGCAGGAUGAAGAGGGUGAUGGUGGUCUGGUGUUUCACCAUGCACAAGAUGUCAUCUUGGAGGUGAUCUACACGGAGCCUGUAGACCUGUCCUUGGGCACGGUGGCAGAGAUCAGUGGGCACCAGCUGAUGAGUCUCUCCACAGUAAAUGCCAAGAAGGACCCAAGCUGCAAGACCUGCAACAUCAGCGUGGGACGCUAGGGACACAGCAGAAUGUUUAAAAGAAAGAGGGUAGGAGGGGAGAAGUAACUGACCUCUACUCACACGAAGGAAGUCCACAUGUACUGAUGAAGCAGAUCAACACAUGCAUGAAGCAGAUUUAGUAGGCUAACACCAACAUAUCUCUGACACUGCUCUGUACUCUCAAAAGACCAUCAUUCCCAAAGAAGAGUGGAGAAAAAGAUGAAGGUACACCACUCUGACACCUACACCAUUGUCUCCUCAUCUGAAGAUGGGUUACCAUAAUGCUGAAAGUCAAAAUGCAUAAAGAUAUUAUACAUAAGAGUCAGCAGACUGAAAUAUGUAAACCUGGGACACCAACAACACAGAUUCAUCUAUCCAUCCGGCAAGUCAUACUAACCAAACCCUUUAACUGUAGUAACAAACAUGGGCUGCUUCAUUUCAACUCUCUAUAGUUUAUUUGAUCAGUUGUCCCAAUAUUUUAUUGGUCUUUGCCUUGUUCUUGAUACUGUUAACUGUCCACAGUCUGUGGGCAAGAACUUUUUUUUUUUUUUUUUUCCUUUUUUUUAAAAAAACAGUGUUUGUCAUUCAACAGUUGACAAAUUGUUUUUACCUCCUACUAGUGGCACGGACUGGUACUACAAUUUUCUAGGGCUGCAGCAUUGAUGGUCAUCUUAAUUUAUACCAAAGGUAUUAAAAACCAGACAUAAACCGCUGUGGAAUCUUAACCGUACUAAUGCAUCAGCCUCUAAAAUGUGUAUUCACCAAGUCUUUGAACAAGUGUGAACUAUUUGUUAACAUUAAAAAAAAAAAAAAAGCAUGAUGCAGUUCUGUGCAGCAUGAGUUUGAAAGCUGUCAGUACCUCUGUCAUAGCAACAUUUUCUGCAACAGUCAUUCUUAUUUUAUUGUAGUUAGUGCAAAGAAAGUAGAACCUUAAACUGUGUUUAUUAGAAUAAAUGUGAAAAAAUAUUUAUUUUUAUUGAUACAUUCAUAUAUUAUAUAUAGAUAUAUAGAAAACUAUAUAAACCAGAAGUGCACAAUGUUAAAAGCUCUGAUCAUUGUCAACAAUGGCAUUUAGGGGGGAUUAACUUCAUAGUGACAAAACGGGGAUAAACACAAAUUUGACAGCAGAUAUAACUUGCACUAUGAUGCCUAUGUUCACCAAAAUUCACACUUUCCAAGGUGAACAUGCAAAUUCAAUGGUCACAAUUGAGAUGAACUAUGUAGUUCUUAAUGCAUAUCAUAGCACAAUGUAGGACUUAAAAAAACUGACAUGCACAAACACUGCAGGAUUGUCUCACUGACUGCAUUUAAGCUUACAUAUUUCUGCCAGCAUAGCACUUUUAAAUGCAUUUUCCACAUUAACUCUGGACGCAGUUGUCCAAUAGUGUUUUGGCAAGGGAAAAAGUGAAUAACAAAGUGCCAUAUAAUACAUAAAGUAAUCUUAAAAUUACUCCAGUGUAACUAACAUCAAGUUAUUACAGCGCUUCAUUCUUGACAUAGAUUUGUGCUACAUAACAUAAGCUUGCUACAUCAGGUUUAUAAGAUGGAGUCAAGGAUAAUAAGGGAUGUCUUUUUGCAACUGCAUUUACCCAGCAUUUCAGACUGUCACCAAUUUCCAUCCGUUUUCUUCAUGUAAAGUGCAUCUACAUAAUGAGCAUGGCAUGAAACAAGACCAGAACCACCGGCUUCACAGCUGACUUUUUUUUUUUUUUUAAAUGAGGGAGUCCUGUUAAGUUAGAGGAAUAAGUCCCACUGUGAGUAACUCAACUUGUCUUGGUUGAGUCCUGUUGUUUACUAAGCAGGGCCUCCAGUAGACGGAGCUUCGCUUUAAGGUUCUUAUACUGGCAGUACUCCUCCGCCAUUGGUCCACGGUCCUCCUUCUGACAUGCCCUGUUAAUGAUACACGGAGGAUGGAAGAUGCAAAUAAAAAGCAAACUUUAGUUUGUAGUUUCCAAACAACUUGCAGCAGCUUCCAUAACUGGUUGAUGGUCCCUAUGUUGCCUUACUCAGAUAGCUUUGUACAGUGUGUAUUGUAAUUUAAAAAUAAAAAAAAUAAAUAAAAAUACAUUUACUUUGGAGGACUAACAUGUACAGUACAGUACUGUGUACAGUUCAGAGCAAACAUCUGUCUUUCCUGAGCUCUCUGUGCUGGAUUAAUGUUACAUGAGUGUGCAUUACACUGUUGUACCAUAACAAUGGAAUUUCUUUUGUGGAUGUUUUUCUUUUUUCACAAGGCAUUGUUGAAAACCAAAUGUUCCAAGUUUAUUAAAAGACAAAAUAAAAUUCAAAAGCAAAGUAC
Molecule: messenger RNA, 3880 nt
Organism: Archocentrus centrarchus (flier cichlid)
Lineage: Eukaryota; Metazoa; Chordata; Actinopteri; Cichliformes; Cichlidae
Product: phytanoyl-CoA hydroxylase-interacting protein-like
Exons: 5
Coding region: 460-1599 (379 amino acids)
Cellular component (GO): cytoplasm
Molecular function (GO): protein binding
Source: RefSeq, a predicted model, not a curated record